Molecule: messenger RNA, 1308 nt
Organism: Carassius auratus (goldfish)
Lineage: Eukaryota; Metazoa; Chordata; Actinopteri; Cypriniformes; Cyprinidae
Product: paraneoplastic antigen Ma2
Exons: 2
Coding region: 1-1308 (435 amino acids)
Biological process (GO): proteolysis
Molecular function (GO): aspartic-type endopeptidase activity; zinc ion binding; nucleic acid binding
Source: RefSeq, a predicted model, not a curated record
AUGGCUCUAACAAAAGACCCAUUCCUCCAAGCAGAGUUGGCCAAAUGGUGUAAAGAUGCUGGCAUUGAUGAGACUCAUGCUUUAAUGCUUUUAAAUGUACCUGUUCACACCGAAGUGGCUGAAAUUGAAGAGGCGAUGGAAGCAGUAAAAGCGUUAGGAAGAGUUCGUGUAAGAGACACGAGAGAAGGACCUACCUCACGUUCUCUGCUGGUAUUGUGUGAGUGCAAACAAGCCAUUGACCCUAAGCGCAUACCUACUGACGUGUCCUGGGGAGAAAAGAAUGAGCCAUGGUCAGUCAUAGUAAUUCAGACACAGGAAUCUGCAUCUGACGCAGCUACUGGAGGAUUUACUGAAAAGCUUGCAAAGUUCUUGAUGGAAGAAGGAAAGUCUCUCAGUGAUAUACAAGCUUUGAUUUCUCCUCACAGUGCCCCAGACAGUUCCCCUGAGUCGAUUAUACGCGCCAUGGGUGAGGUCUUUGCAAAAACAGUAAAGCUCCCAAGUGACAGCAACGCUUAUCGUCGCCUGCGCACCUUGUCAGCCGCUGUUCCAACCCCUGUGGGAGAGGAGAAUAUGGAAACUUGGAUGGACCAAGCCAGGCUGAUGAUAACUGAGUGUGACUGCUCUGAAAAAGAAAAAAGACGAAGAAUUGUGGAAAGUCUCAAGGGACCUGCAUUGGACAUCAUAAGAGCUGUUCGAUUUUCAGAUCCUGAAGCAAGUGCUUUGCAGUAUUUGGAAGCGUUGGAGAGCACAUUUGGAUCAUCUGAAUCUGGUGAAGAUUUAUACUUCAAGUUUCGUCUUAUGCGCCAGGGCACCGGGGAGGCUCUGUCUGAAUUUCUGAGAAGAAUGGAGAAGACUCUUAGCAAAGUAGUGGAAAGAGAGGGACUGUCCCUCAGACUGGUGGACAAACGGCCGACACCAUCCCAGUCUGCCUCCACGUCCUUAAGAUACAAGACAAGAGAUGACUACUUCUGCUACAGGUGUGGAGACGACGGUCAUAUUGCAACAAAGUGUCAAGCUCCACCAAAUUCUGAUCAAGUGAUUCAAAAACUGAUUCGUUCCUUGCGGCAGGCAAAGAGUGGGAAGAACGAGAUGGGUGAAGAUAGAACUGCAUCAAACCAGGCCUGUUUCUCCAAAAAGAGCCAGACAGACAUCUACAACUCCAGCCGCCUUCCCAAAGGUCUAGUAGGGCCAGCAUCCACUGUAGAAGUGAAGCUUAAUGGCUGUGGGUGUCAAGCACUAUUAGACAGCGGAUCACAAGUGACGAUAGUGUUUGACAGCUGGUACUCAAGGAACCUGGUGCUCAAGUAA